Mus musculus (house mouse) is the source of this 1599-nucleotide messenger RNA. It is a transcript of the gene Birc7, whose product is annotated as baculoviral IAP repeat-containing 7. Gene Ontology annotation, biological process: regulation of cell population proliferation; protein ubiquitination; regulation of natural killer cell apoptotic process. Gene Ontology annotation, molecular function: ubiquitin-protein transferase activity; ubiquitin protein ligase activity. The transcript has 7 exons. The coding region runs from base 539 to 1378 and encodes 279 amino acids. The record is from RefSeq and is a predicted model, not a curated record. Gene Ontology annotation, cellular component: nucleoplasm; cytosol; cytoplasm. Lineage: Eukaryota; Metazoa; Chordata; Mammalia; Rodentia; Muridae.
GCUGAGCCAAGCAGGGACCUCUCCUCAGUGCUGGGGACAAGAUGAGCGGGUGAUGAGGUCAUCCCUGAACAUCAGUCAGCACAGGCUUGGUAAGGAAGGAUUGGUGGGGUUGCAUAGUGUCCUGGACAGCCUAGCUUCCUACCCUGCAGGCCCCUGUCUGGGUCUAUCUCCACCCAGAACUAGACCCUAAGUGUCUGGAAUCUCUCUCCUCUAUUUUGUCCAUGUUCAUGACCUGUUUCCUGAGGCUUAGGGGAUGCCAUUGGAGGGGUCCCAAGCUUGGUCCCUCCCCCUAUUGAGAGAUGCUUUUUGCCUGGUGGCGUACUGCCUUUGUUAUGUGCCUGCCAGCAGGCCCCAUGACACGCUGCAAAGAGCAUGUGGCUGCCCUGGCCUCUCUCAGAAAGUGGCUCAUUCCUGGACACCGCCACUGCCUCUGAGCAUCUAGCAGCUUGCAGUUAGAAGCAGGAACACCACAGCCUCUGGGAAGGACUAGAGGCAGGAGCUGGAACGGUACAACACCAGGCACAUUCCUGGGCUGGUGAUGUUCUCACCUGCAGACUUAUUCAGAGCUGCUGUCUUUUCCAUGGGGCCUGAGAGUAGGGCCAGGGACUCGGUCCGUGGCCCAGAACUAAGCCACAGGGAAGAUGGCAGUGGCCGCACACAGGAACAGGAUAAACCCCACUGUCCGUGUAACCAUGUCCUGGGCCAGGACUGCCUAGAUGGGCAGAUCUUAGGCCAGCUUCGGCCUCUGUCAGAAGAGGAAGAAUCCUCUGGGGCUGCCUUCCUUGGGGAGCCUGCCUUCCCUGAGAUGGACUCAGAGGAUCUCCGGCUAGCCUCCUUCUACGACUGGCCAUCUACUGCAGGGAUUCAGCCUGAGCCAUUGGCUGCUGCUGGGUUCUUCCACACAGGCCAGCAGGACAAGGUGAGAUGUUUCUUCUGCUAUGGGGGUCUACAGAGCUGGGAGCGUGGGGAUGACCCCUGGACAGAGCAUGCCCGAUGGUUUCCCAGGUGUCAGUUCCUGCUACGGUCAAAAGGAAGGGACUUUGUGGAAAGAAUCCAGACCUACACCCCUUUGCUGGGAUCCUGGGAUCAGCGAGAAGAACCAGAAGAUGCAGUCUCUGCCACUCCCUCAGCUCCUGCCCAUGGAAGCCCUGAGUUACUCAGAUCCAGAAGAGAGACCCAGCCUGAAGAUGUCAGUGAGCCAGUCCCCAGGAGCCAAGGAUGUUCAGGAACAGCUGCGACAGCUGCAGGAAGAGAGGAGAUGCAAGGUGUGCCUGGACCGAGCCGUCUCCAUAGUCUUCGUGCCCUGUGGCCACUUCGUCUGCACCGAGUGUGCUCCCAACCUGCAGCUGUGCCCUAUCUGCAGGGUGCCUAUCUGUAGCUGUGUACGCACAUUCCUGUCCUAAACCAGGAACUACACUGCAGAGUGGGUACCCUGCCUGCUUCAGCCUGUCCCAGAUCAUACAGUGAGUCUGCUGGGGACAUCCAGUGUCCCCCACAAACAGUACAGCAUGGAGGAAAAGUUCCUGGUUUGUGUGAAGAGUGUUCUGCUGUAGCAUUUUGGAUCUACUUGAAGAUAAUAAAGCAGAAGUUCUCACCCUA